AUGUUAGCCGCUAGUUCUUAUUAUGGGGUUAUUGAUGAGAUAUGGGAAAUUAGUUACAUUAAGUUUACCGUGCCCGUUUUUAAAUGUAAAUGGGUUGAUGGUAAUAAUGGUGUGAGGGUGGAUGAUUUGGGUGUCAUAUUGGUUGAUUUCAGGAGAGAGGGUUAUAAAAAUGAACUGUUUGUCAUGGCAUGCCAAGCAAAACAAGUCUUUUAUGUUUCUGAUCCGAGUGACCAACAUUGGUCGGUGGUACUCCAGGGUAAACGACAACUUGUUGAUGAUACUGAUGAGCCAAGUCUUGAUAUGUAUGAAUUUCCUUCAUUAUCACCAAGGUUGUCUGUAAUAAGCGAAGAAGAUGAAGCAGACGAUGUCCAUGCCAUACGAGACGAUCAUCAUGAAGGAAUUUGGGAAAACAUACCCAUGAAUGCAUAG
This is a messenger RNA of Striga hermonthica, 429 nucleotides long. The record is from the annotation of a GenBank genome assembly. Lineage: Eukaryota; Viridiplantae; Streptophyta; Magnoliopsida; Lamiales; Orobanchaceae.